ACUAAAACAUAAAUAAAAAACUUAAGCGUGGGAAAAGAAAAUUCCUCGUCUUUCUCACUUGCUGUGUGUUUCUUGUUGUUCCGCCAUCUCACCACUAGAUGUCCUCACAGCCCUGACCGCAGCCUGUCAGCCUCACCUGAGCGCGCGUCCAGCCUCCUCCAGGUGGGAGCUGCAGGUCCGCGGAGACGCAACUUGUGUUCAUUUCCCCCCACUGUGGUCCACCGGAGCGUCCGCACACAAACAGCACCGACAGCGGAGAAGACACUUUCUCUGACAGCCAACAAAGGGAUCUGCACCCGCGGUUACAAACAUCCAGACUCCAGUCGCUUCCUGAAGUGCUUUUUUUUCACGGAAAUGAUUCACCUGAAGUUUUCCUUCGGACGGUGAAAGUUUGGAGUUGGUGAGGAAGGGCGCAGCAGGGAGACGCUUCAAAUGGAGAGAGGCUGAAUCAACCCAUCCGGAUCAGAAAAGUUCAACAAGGGUGUCUCUCCAGUGUGAGGUGGUAUGUCAAACCGUGACUCACUGGGAUUUGGGGACCUGAUUCCCCAGGAUGUGGUUGACAUUUUUGCCCACGAGAAGCACGGCAAAAGGGGCCGGAAGAAGCGCAGUCACUCCCUGGGCCGGGCUUUGGGCUGGCUGAAGGGCAAGAAGAGGAAGGAGCUCGGUGCCAAGGGGCAGAGCCCUGGUCUAGGUCCUGCACUUGACUUGGCCUUGGAUAGGCACCCUGCUGCUGGACAUCAGGGUGGACACAAAGGAGGACAGAAGUCACAAGGUAACAGUCAUGCUGUCCCAAAGCGAGAUGACGAUGACAAAACCCCAGCACCCCCUUUGUUCCAGGAGAACGUGUUCAUUGAGGCCAGCAGGCCCAAGUACCUGGAGAACCUUCAUACUGAGGCCCUGGAGGGAUUGAAAAUGAUGCAGCAAGAAGAAACCAAUAAUGGAGUGGAGUACCAGGAUAAUGAAAGCACAAUUUCGAAUAUGACAGUCAACACAGACGGAGAAGGUGGAGGGUUUAUGACAGACAGUACCAUUGCUGACACAACUUCUGUUGUCUCUGUACAAUCGUCUGUGUCCACCAGAUCUUCCCGCUCUGGACUCACCAGGCAAGGAUCUACAUUCAGGCCCUUGAACUCUGGGAAAAAGUCAGAAAAGGCCAAGACAAGGAGAAGACACAGGAAGACUGUUGUGGGUAUCCCACAACAUGUUCAGAGAGAACUGGGCCUGGACAGAGUGGGUUGGUCAGUGACUCAGAGGUUAGAUGAGGAACAGCUUUAUAAUGGUGAAACUGACGACAGCUGCGCUGAUGGACCAGAGCAGUCACAAAAAGGAGCCAGUGCCAACCUUCAAAACAUGAUCCAGCCCCUCAACAAAGACCAACUCAAGAAGCUCGGUGCCACCCAUGCUGGUCAUAGGGAUGACCUGGCCCUGCUGCACCGCCUGGGCCCCGGCUUCUCAGGUGAGCAGAGGCCUCGGUCCCUGGCUGUCCCCUGGAUGACCACUGCCAACAGCCUCCAGCAGGAGCCGCCCAGCCCUGUCAUGUCCAUGUCACCACAGGCCGCCUACAUGUCCAAAAUCAUUCCCAAUGCGGUGUUGCCACCCUCCAUUGAUGUUGUGGAAAUCAGCCGUGGACGGAGUCGCAACAGUGUACGCACUGUCAGCAAGAGCAGUCUGUUGCUGUCAAGCCCAGCCCCCUCCCGUGCUUCCUCUAGAGCCUCUUCCUCCAGAACCACUUCCUCCAAAGCCUCCACCAUCUCCUCUGCCUCUCGCCACAACCCUCCCAACCUGUCAGACAGCUCUUGUUGGAGCAACUCUGAGUCCUCAGAGACCUUGGUAUCUGACUCCUCAACCAUCUCCAGCAGCAGCACCCCCAGACAAAGGUCACAGGACAGAGAUGCCUCUUCAAAAGAAGACAAAAACAGUGUUCACUCCUCCAUCAGCAAGGCUUCAAAAUGCACCUCCAAUGGCAAGCUCGUUGUUAAGGGAGACGAGGUUAAGAAAGAGGGCCCAUUUGUGCGUAGCCUCUCUGUCAUGAAGCCAAAGAGGGCUCCUCCUCCUCCAAGUCGCUCCUACUCCCUUCACAAUAAGAUGAAGCGCCGAUCACGUGAUCUGGCAGAGGUGAGGAUCAUUUCAGGGGAAUCUUCUCUCCAUAGCAUCUCAGCCUCAGGUGAGGAAAAUGAAAAAAACUAUUCUGGAUCUUGUCCGACCCCCUCCAGAAUCAUAGACAGCCCUGGAUACAACGCUGACACAAGUUCUCUGGAUGAGUCUAUAGGUUCUGUGUCAGUAAGUCCCUUCAGAUCCCAGCUGCAGGCCCGAAAGGCAGAGAAAGCUGCAAAACUUGAGGAAACUGCUUCCAAAGAUGCUUCAAAAGAGAAGCAGGAACUACUGCAGGAGAAUAAGCCAAGCAAAAUAGUCUCCCCAUCCAGUGGCUACUCCAGCCAAGAUGGCAGGUCUGCACAGCUUUCUAAACAGCCCCACAGCUCAUCUCCAAGAAACAAAAGAGGCCUCUUAGCUAAGCUUCAAAAGUUUUUCCCUGGGCCCAAUGCUGUUGCUUCAACUCAAGCCCCUCCAACACAGUCAGAUGCUCCGAAGGAUCUAAAAGCUGACACCCCAGUCAACACUGCCAGUAUCAGCCCUUCAGUAAGGACCUUGAGAGAGCUCUUUAACAUCCCUCCACCACCUAAAGUCCAUGCACCUCCACCACCUCCUCCGGAGGUAUGGGCUCACAGCAAGCGUACCUUUGAGUUGCUACUGGGACCCCCGGCACCUGAUAAUGUUUAUGCCAUCAUAAAGAAGAAUCCAAAGGACAGGAGACAACAGAGGAAGUCUCCUUCUGCAUCUACAGAGGGGUCUGUGACGAGCUUGGUGAUAGAAAGAAAACACAAGAAUCCGACUGUAAUAGUGGAGUCUGUUAAUGGAUCCGUACAUGUUCUAGAGACAAAGAAAGUUCAAGAUAGUGAGAUUUUGAAUGCAGAGAUUCACAAAGAGAACAAUGACAGACUGGAAGAGCAGAAUGUUGAUGUCAAAGGAAAUAGAAAAGUGUCAGAAAAAGAUGAGAAAGUAAGAGUAUGUGAUAUAUUAAAUGGGAUGUUAGUGAAGGCGGUAGAGAGACGUGAAGAAAGGCUGGCGGCAGUGAAAGAAGGAGGUAAAAACACCUGCACACAAGAUACAGAGGUGAAGACUAACAAGGAUACGUUAUCUGCCAUUUCAUUAGUACGCAUUCCUCUAUCUCCCUCUGCUCCUCCAGUACACAAUCCUCCCCAACCCCCCACCAAACAGACCACAGAGUUGUCUUCAGUCGCAUCAGUACAAGUCGUUGUAUCCCCCGAGUCGUCCUGGCCCCCACCACCUCCACCAAUGGGCCUCGGUGGGCCUGAUGAGAUUGAUUUCCCUCUCCCGCCUCCCCCAAUGUUUGGUGAGGAGGGUUUACUUAUACCUGUUCAGAUGCCACCAGAGAGGUCCAUUCCUGGUGGUGACUCCUCUUGUACAACUAAAUCUUCUUUAUCAGUGGUGAAAACAGAAUGUGCUAAGGUGACCACAGAGGCUGAACCACAGAAGCACAGUACAUCCAAGGAGAUUUUACCACCACCCCUGAAUAUCCCACCCCCCCCAUCAUAUACGGCUCCCCCUCCACCACUUGAAGCAGUCUCCCCUCCUACAAUUAAAAAGGUAUCUCCUUCAAUGCCUCUGCCACCACCUAAAGAGUUUUCUUCACUGCCACCUAAAGAGGUUUCUCCUCCGCCACCUAAAGAGGUUUCUCCUCCAUCACCUGAAGAAGUUUCUCCUCCACCACCUGAAGAAGUUUCUCCUCCACCACCUAAAGAGGUUUCUCAUGUAAAGCCCAAAGAGUCCUCUCCUCCUCCGAGUCAAGAAGCCCCCUCUACACUUGUUAAAGACGUCUCCUCCACACUGGUCCCAGUACCAGUUAAAGAUGUCCCAGUACCAGUUAAAGAGGUCCCAGUACCAGUUAAGGAGGUCUCCCCUCCACUGGUUAUCAAAGUCUCCCCUCUACCUUGUCAAGAGGUCUCCACUCUGUCCACUAAAGAGGUUUCUCCUCCAUCUUCUCAGAGGAAUGCCCAUCAAUCUUCUGAAGAGGCCCCACCUGUUAGCAAGCUCACUCCGCCACAAAGUAUUCCACCUCCACCACCUCUACCGUCACAACCCCAGUCGUCAGAGCAGGAGAUUGAUCUUCCACAAGAGAACGUCCCAUCCGAAUCUAAAACUAUCCCGGUUUCAUCUAACAGUAUUCUCGCUCCCCCUCAGAGUAUUCCACCACCCCCACCCAUACAGCCUCUCCACCAACCACCAAUUGUACCCCCAAAUACUGAUGGUUCAGCAACCAAGGAGGCCUCAAAUUCACCACCAUCUGAAGUCUCUAUCCCACCAGCACUUGAAAACUCUCUGUCAACAGAAAAGGCUCAAGAACAUGCUCCUUCCCCACCUGUAAACAUUCCUUUACCUCCACCUUUACCUGUACAGGGUCUUGCAAGCAUUAAAUACCAGCCAAGUCCUCUGAGCACAGAAAACCAAACCCCGGAGCUGACCCCUGUCCCUGUUUUACAGGACGAACCCAUUCCCAUUGUCACCCCCUCCCUUCUGCAGAUGGUCAAGCUGCGGUCCAUCAAUAGCAGCCCCGAGCCUCCUAAAGCUGAGGAGGAACCGGAGGCUGAGGUCACACUGAGGAAUCGGCCGCCCAGUCAUGAGGUUCCAACCUUGUCUGCCAGUGGUGAGGCUCCUCAGAAGCCCAUCAGAAAGUCUCUAAUCAUGACCUCUCCCACAUCCACUUCCCCACCUGCCAUAGUUAUUUCACAACCAGCUCUGCCCAAGUCCCAGUCUCUUGUGAUUCCACCUGGGUCUCAAUCCACAGUACUGUCUCCUACGAAAAAGUCUCCUCCUGCCAUGACUGCCUCUCCUUCCAUGAACCUUCAGGAGGCCAUCCGCCUCAGGACAGCAGCUAGAUCAAAAGGCGGCCCUGCGUCUCGUCUCAGCUUGCACUCACCAACAUCACCAAUAGACCUCCAUAAGUCCCCUUCCAGCACAGCAAGCUUUAUCUUCUCCAAAAGCAACAAGAAUGUGGUGAUUGAGACCAAGCCGGAACCGGAGACCAAGACAACCAUACAGAAGAACCUGGAGGUUUCCUCUGUAACAAAUGUGGUGAGUGAAGCAGAGUCGGUGAAGAAGGGAGUCAAGGUGCCACCCCCUGUUGCAAAGAAACCCAAAACGAAGGGAAAAGAGAUUGAGACCAGUGAAGGGACGGAGAGUACUGCAGGACAUGAAGCACUGCAAGAGAGUAUCAAGGAUGCAGCGGAGAAAACAAAUGCGACAGCAGGUACUGUUGAAAGAGAAGAAACGCCAUCGACAUGAUUGUAAAGACUGAAGGAGACCUGGGAAGGACAUUAAUUACACUGAAUCUGAAUCUUCUGUUGGUCUUUGUGUUUGAGAGACAAGGAACUUGAUUUGGAUAGAUGAGAUACAUAUUUAAAAUUUGCAUUUAGAAAAUUUAUGUUAAUGGUGUAGGUCUUAAUUUUCUUAAGUACUCAUUUUGCAUUUUAGAGUAAAUACAGUAUAUUUUGUUAUGCCAGAGGGUCUUCUGAGCUUUACAGUUGCUAGAGAUGGGAAUAUACUGCCCUCUAGUGUCAAACAAUGAUUGUACCACUUAUGUCCUGCUGAAUCAGUGCUUUAGUUUAGUCAGUACUCUUAACAAUGGGACUUUUGGGUGCUCUGUAAAUAUAGCAAAAUAUUGUACAUUUAACAUAUCCAGUAAUGGUGGAUCUGUGGUACAGAGUUCUGUAUUUUUUCCAAAAGAGUUUCCACACCAAUUAUAUUUGUUAAAAAAAUAUUAAUUAUCUUAAGUUAUUUUUCCUGUUUUCAUGUUGAGAAGAGGGUCUCUACAGACUGUCUUCUUUGCAAUACUGUGUUAAACCCAAAUACCACUUAAAUCAGAUUUGUUUGUAUAGCUCUUUAUCAUAUCCAAAUAUAUGUUCUUCUCAAAAACGCUGCGUGUCAUUUGUUAUGAUUCAAAGCUAUCUAUGUGCAUGACCAUUAACGUCACAGAAACAAUAAGCAGACAUGUAAAGCAAUACUGGAAUCAUUGUUUUGUAGCCAAUUUUUAUGCUGCUUUCAGUUACUGAUAAUGGAGACGGUGCCUUUCCUUGCAGUUAUGGAUCAACCGGUGGGAUAUUUGUGCUGAACUUUAAUAUAUUUCAAACUGGUUUCAGAGACUGUAAUGUAAUAAUAAAUCAUUCAUAUUGGAAAGAAUAAAGAUUUAU
Morone saxatilis (striped sea-bass) is the source of this 6266-nucleotide messenger RNA. RefSeq lists its product as uncharacterized. The coding region runs from base 505 to 5361 and encodes 1618 amino acids. The transcript is spliced from 8 exons. The record is from RefSeq and is a predicted model, not a curated record. Gene Ontology annotation, biological process: cell differentiation. NCBI's taxonomy places the organism in Eukaryota, Metazoa, Chordata, Actinopteri, Moronidae.